Choloepus didactylus (southern two-toed sloth) is the source of this 3631-nucleotide messenger RNA. RefSeq names its product zinc finger protein 436 (gene ZNF436). The transcript is spliced from 4 exons. Gene Ontology annotation, molecular function: RNA polymerase II cis-regulatory region sequence-specific DNA binding; DNA-binding transcription factor activity, RNA polymerase II-specific. The record is from RefSeq and is a predicted model, not a curated record. Gene Ontology annotation, biological process: central nervous system development; regulation of transcription by RNA polymerase II. The coding region runs from base 554 to 1966 and encodes 470 amino acids. Gene Ontology annotation, cellular component: nucleus. Lineage: Eukaryota; Metazoa; Chordata; Mammalia; Pilosa; Megalonychidae.
GAGGGUGGGAGUCCCUAAUAAGCUGCUAUAUUCUUUUUCCAUCACUUCCCUCUCCAAGGCUACAGCGAGCUGGGAACUCUUCCCCACGCACAAUGCCUGCUUUCCCUAGUGCUCGGCUUCCAUUGUCUAAUUCCCUCAUCCUGGCUGGGGGAAGAGAAGGCUGUAAGUCCUUCCGUUCGGAGGAACUCCCGCUGAAUAGUGCUUAGCUGCUGGUGGUGUUGCUUGGCCAGCUGCUCCAGUUUCUCUGGGCUGCAUAAGAGUCUGAGGUGACGAGAAUCUGUGAAUAUUUGGGAUCAGCCUACCCCAGCUUUGCUUGCAAGUUUCCGGAUUCGAGAUCUACCUGCGGGUCAGAGAUCUCCGGAAUCUGCCAAAUUUCUACAAUCUCUCUGAACGCCUGAGAUCUCAGAGAACUCUGCCUGUGGCUUUGGAAUCUAUUUGAGGCUUCUCAGAUCUUGGCGCCGGCGAUCUAGUGGAUCUUUUGCGGGACCAAGAGCGCUGUCUGCUCGCUGCUUUUCCUGCUCUCUCUCCCGGGAGGCGAACCCUUGCGCCCGAGAUGGCUGCCACCCUGCUCAUGGCUGGGUCCCAGGCACCGGUGACAUUUGAAGAUAUGGCCAUGUACCUCACCCGGGAAGAAUGGAGGCCUCUGGACCCUACACAAAGGGACCUUUACAGAGAUGUUAUGCAGGAGAAUUAUGGAAAUGUUGUCUCACUAGAUUUUGAGAUCAGGAGUGACAAUGAGGUGAAUCCAAAGCAAGAGAUUAGUGAAGAUGUAGAAUUUGAGACUGCAUCUGAGAGACCUGUUGGGAAUGCUGAAGAAAAUCCUGAAAGUGAAGAGGCCUUUGAAAGUGGCAAUAGGUCGGAAAGACAGUGGGGAGAUUUAACAACAGAAGAGUGGGUAAGCUACCCUCUCCAACAAGUCACUGAUCUGCUUGUCCAUAAAGAAGUCCACACAGGCAUCAGAUAUCAUAUAUGUUCUCAUUGUGGAAAGGCCUUUAGUCAGAUCUCAGACCUUAAUCGACAUCAGAAAACCCAUACUGGAGACAGACCCUAUAAAUGUUACGAAUGUGGAAAGGGCUUCAGUCGGAGCUCACACCUCAUUCAGCAUCAAAGAACACAUACUGGGGAGAGGCCCUAUGACUGUAAUGAGUGUGGGAAAAGCUUUGGAAGAAGCUCUCACCUCAUUCAGCAUCAAACAAUACACACUGGAGAGAAGCCCCACAAAUGUAACGAGUGUGGGAAAAGUUUCUGCCGUCUAUCUCACUUAAUCCAGCACCAAAGGACCCACAGUGGGGAGAAACCCUAUGAGUGUGAGGAGUGUGGGAAAAGCUUCAGCCGGAGCUCUCACCUGGCUCAGCACCAGAGGACCCACACUGGUGAGAAGCCCUAUGAGUGUAACGAAUGUGGUCGAGGCUUCAGUGAGAGAUCUGACCUCAUCAAACACUAUCGAGUCCACACAGGAGAGAGGCCCUACAAAUGUGAUGAGUGUGGGAAGAAUUUCAGCCAGAACUCUGACCUUGUGCGCCAUCGCCGAGCCCAUACGGGAGAAAAGCCAUACCACUGUAAUGAAUGUGGGGAGAAUUUCAGCCGCAUCUCACACUUGGUUCAGCACCAGAGAACCCACACUGGGGAGAAGCCAUACGAAUGCAAUGCUUGUGGGAAAAGCUUCAGUCGGAGCUCUCACCUUAUCACACACCAGAAAAUUCAUACUGGAGAGAAGCCCUAUGAGUGCAAUGAGUGUUGGCGAAGCUUUGGUGAAAGGUCAGAUCUGAUUAAGCACCAGAGAACUCACACAGGAGAGAAGCCCUAUGAGUGUGUACAGUGUGGAAAAGGUUUCACCCAGAGCUCCAAUCUCAUUACUCAUCAGAGAGUUCAUACAGGAGAGAAGCCUUAUGAAUGUACCGAAUGUGAGAAGAGUUUCAGCCGGAGCUCAGCGCUUAUUAAACAUAAGAGAGUUCAUACUGACUAAGUCCUAUAAUUAUGAUAACUGAGAAAUGAUUUAGUUGAAGGCACAAUUUUAUUUUAUAUCAGUCAGCCCCCUCAAGACUGAGUUUCUUUGACCAUACUGAAUUUUCUAGUUGUGGGCCACAGUUGGAAACAACAAAAGACAAGCCUUUUGGAAUUCUGACCUAGGGCUUUGGGAAUGGUAUUCCCUCCCACAAAAUAGGGAUUUUUACUCACUCAAUAGUAAUGAAUUACUUCUUCAAAAUUAGCCCCACAAAACUGGAAACCUGAAGACUGGGGGAUAAAUGCUGGUGAAUGUUCAGGCCUGAAAAUGGACAAAUCUUUAAAAAUAAUUUCUCCCAUGCUUUAGCCCAAAGAACUAUGCUAGGGAAAUGAUGGACUGUAGUAGGAUGGUCACGGCUGUUUUGAAAAAGGCAACCAGGGACUCUGCUGGAGUGGCCAUAGCUAUUCACUCACCAUAGUUGUUGGGCACAUUCCUCCAAAGGGCUCUUUCUUUGAGUUGCUCAUUCAUUUGUAUCUUUCUAUCUUCCUGAGAGCAGGAUUCUGCACAGUGAAGGCAGUAAUCAUAACUUUUCUUCUUCCCUGUUUCUAUUUAAAUUUUUUAAAGAUUGUAUCUUUGUGAAAGCUAACUGAAGAUAGAUUGAAAGAAAAACUGAGACACAGAUUUGGGGACCAAGGACUCAUUAAUGGUGGUGACUAGCAAGAGAUGCCCCUCUGUUAUUGCCACUAAUCAGAAUUUGCAAAUUUUUGUUAGGGAUCACUGGAGGGAACAUUGGAGGGAAAAUAUCUUUAAGGAAAGAUAGGACUGUGAGUGAUGGUGGAGUAUAGGGAGCAAGUGGAAUUGACCACUUCAUGGAAGGAAGCGCAGAGUUUCUUCCCAAGGAAUACAGGUCAUUUCUGGUUCUUUCCCCCCUACCCUUUUAAAUCAGUCAUCCCUAUUGCUUAAAUUAGGAUUUGAUAAGGGCCACAUCCCAGUGUUUAUCUUAGCUUGCAUUAGGGCAUGUGUAUGUACAGUGAGACAUGUAUUCUAUGGCUUUUCCAAUAGCUAAAACUGCCAGUCACACACAGGUAGCAUGUUCUUAAGUGAUGUUGAUCAUGUGACAGAACUACAGACAUUAAAUCCAGUAUGAGAAAUGUCCUUUUUUUUCCCUCUCUUUAUGAAAAGAAAAAACAAAAGUAAACACUAGUCUGCUAAUGUGCACUAUCCUGUAAGAUCUGUUUUUGUACAGAACCAAGCACUUGUUUUAUAUGUAUCAGUAAAUUGUGGGAGAUAAUGACUGGACAAAUAGCUUGAUUGUCCCAGUCUCAGAUUGGAUUAUCUCAUAUGGCAAUGAAGAACUUUUUGGCCUAGUCAGAAACCUAGCUAUGAAUGUAUUUCCAUCCUCCUAUCUUAUAAAUAUAAGUGGGUAAAAUAAGAGUUGAACCAAUUUAAACCCAUUAGUGUCAAUUCUUAUCUCAGCCCGAGUAGGAAUUAAGAAAUAUCUCAAAUGUUGAUGCUUAUCUAAGCAUCAGGUAGAGAUGGGAGGGAAUUGGUGCCCAGAAGAUGAAACUAGAGUAAGGAAUUUCUGCUGUGCUUUAUUGUGAAUGUUGUAACAUUAAAAAAAAAAAAAAAAUUCUGCCAUAGCUCCUUGGAACUUAGUGUUGAAGGAGCCAGUGGUUGUCUUGGCUA